UUUCCCUCAAAAUUCAACUCAAAAAACACAUCCUUUAUUUCAAAAGCCUACGCACAGCUGUCGACAUAUGGCUUUGACAUUUCCGAUUUUUUUCUUCGUCUUGUGCUUCCUUUUGACAGAAAACAUCAAUGAAAUCAAACUAUUUCAAUCGGUGCAAAAUCAAGUUAGUCGAAAUAUUUGUGGCACAACACCUAGUUUAAGCAAUAUUUUUCUACGAUUUUAGUUUCUGAAAAUUGAAAUUUUUAAGACAAAGAAAGAGAGGGGAAGAGAUAGAGAGAGCGUGUGUUUGUGUGCGCGUGAAAUAGAAAAAGAUUUUUAUUUGUCAUAAGCAUUAUAUUUGGUGAACAUGAUGAUGAUGAUGAGUACAGAAUGUGUCGUGGAGUCAGGUCGGAAACUAAACAUUGAUUAUGCAGUGAAAGAUGAUGAGAAAUGCUUUGGAGCGGAAAAGUCUGUUAGGAGUUUGUUUGCAGAAAAUAAUGGAAGAAUGAAACGCGAUAAGUCACCUGGCACAUGUCAGCAAAACAAUUCUGUCGACAUGUCUAAUGAGGCAACAGAUAAUUCGAGAAUUAAUAUGGAUAGGAAAAAUGACAACAAUCACACGAUGCAAUCCGAUGCCAAUGGAAAGCGGCAAAAAACUGUUUGCUACGAUUUCAAAAAGGGAAUCUGCCGUCGAAGAUUUUGUCGAUACCCCCAUGUAAUGAAUGCUGAUCAGGUGAUUUUCUGCCACGAUUAUCAAAACAAUGGGUGCUUUCGGGCGAAUUGUAGAUUUAUUCAUCGGUCCAUUGAAGAUGAAGAGCAUUACCGAGUUUACGGAGUAUUUCCAAUGCCAACAGAGCGACCAGCGGCCACAAAUAUGAAUCAACCAGAACAUCAUAUAGCACCACCAUCGCAACCACCCCCUCCGCCACUACCACAUCUAAACUACUAUCACAAUCGUGAAAAUAUGCCUCAGCCGUCGAACCAACCAGCACCAAUAUUCGCACAGAACGGAUCGAUGUCACUGGUAUCGCGGCGACGAUCAUUUGGCAUGGGCGAUAGCAAUCUUGAGUCGCAUAUACCACCAAAACGGCCACACAUGGAAGACCAACACGUACGGUCACCGACUGUGUCGGCAUCACCGUACAAUACUCAGAGUAAUGAAAAUGCGCAUCAGUGUCGUUUUAUAGAGCAAAACGUUGGCCAAGCUGUGAACGCACCUUCAACAACCGCUCAGACUGUAUCUGCUCCUGCUGUUGCCUCAGUUGUCAUUGCCGAAGAUGUGAUAAACAUAUAUCGUUUGUAUGAAGAACACAAUUUACUGCGGAGACGCGUCGAGAUCAAUGAAGAGCGGUUACAAGAGCUACGUGCCACAAAUUCGUAUUUAUUGCAACAAAACGAGCAGCUGAGAAGACAAACACAAUGCAGCUGUACAAAUACAAUUGUGAAUCCUGUCACAUUGACCACUGCGUCACAACAAUCAGCUCCGGUUUUGAACGCAGUUUCAAUAGCGCCCGUUCAAGUUCAGGCAACGCCGAUUGUCAGCAUAGCUAGCAUAGCGCAACCACAAACCCAAAUCAUAGCUAGUAGUGCGCCUAUAGCAAUAGCAGCAAACACAUCUCAAGGCCAACAGUUGGCCUUGGCCAGUACACAAAAUCUCAAUCUCAGUACACAGCAAGCGGGACAGAUUUUGGGCACACCACAAAUCACUCUUGCCACGGCUCCCUCGAUGGGAAUCACAAUGAACACAUCACAGCCGCUCGCGAUGUCUGCAAAUGCAACGCAGCCCAUUAUCUCUUAUCCUGUGAUGACCCAUAGCAUUUUACCGCAUUAAAUAAGCAAAACCAUGUACACCAUGCUCAAUUCACAAUUGCUUCUUCACGAACGCAAAUUGCUACAUUGCAAAACGGCUAAAUUGUAUUUGAAUUGUUGUUCAAAGGUUUUUUUUCUUUAGACGUAAGCAGUUUUUUUUAUAUACCUAAGUUAUUUACUACUAUUAGCUCUAAUGAAUUUUCAUGUUCUCCCAUUUCUCAGUUUAAAUUAAAUUUAUUCUUAUUUGAAAAA
Sitodiplosis mosellana (orange wheat blossom midge) is the source of this 2040-nucleotide messenger RNA. RefSeq names its product zinc finger CCCH domain-containing protein 10-like. The record is from RefSeq and is a predicted model, not a curated record. NCBI's taxonomy places the organism in Eukaryota, Metazoa, Arthropoda, Insecta, Diptera, Cecidomyiidae. The transcript is spliced from 6 exons. Gene Ontology annotation, molecular function: metal ion binding. The coding region runs from base 347 to 1810 and encodes 487 amino acids.